AUGGGAACAAAUAGCCAGGAGCAGGAAAUUUCAGAAGGAUCUGAGGUAACAUACCAGGAGAUGGUAGAAAAUGAAGUCAGGGACGGUAGGAAAGGUGCAACCCAGAAAUUUACGGUAGAUAGUUGCAAAUCAACCAGCAUGGUCAUAAAGAAAGGUCAUGCAAUGAUUCCUGCUCACAUCAUAGCUGAAGCAAUAUCAACUAUCCGCGAAAUUGAUCUUAGAUGGUCCGGUCCAAUCACGCCGAAAGAAAUGGAAUAUGUUGAACAGUAUGUUCUAGCAAAGUAUCCAGAAUAUUCAAGGUUGAUUGAAGGAGAUGGAAAUGGGAUAGACAUGUCUACCUUUAUCAUCAAUGAGGAGCCUUUAGAUGAAAAGGGAAAGUCGCCAAGAGGAACUCCUAGUCCCAGAGAUUCUUCUGUAUAUUCAUUUGGCAGUAGUUUACCUGAAUCUGAUAGGGCCAAGAUCCAAUUGGAAUCAUCAAGGUUACUUGAUAUUCUCAACAAGAAAUCCUCUUUCCCCGGAAGCUUCAUCUCGAUCCCAGAAAUCCAAGCUCAAAAUAAGGUUUUGAAACAUUAUGGUUUGACAGAUGAUGAGUAUCUUGUUCUCUUCACUCCGGGCUACAAGGAUGCUAUGAUGUUGGUAGGAGAAAGUUACCCUUUUGUUAAAGGAAACUACUACAUGACCAUUCUUGAUCAAGAAGAAGAUUAUAUAAAGGAAUUUGCCUUUUUUAAAGAGUCAAAGGUGAUCCCAGCACCAAAGACUUGGUUGGACUUAAGGAUUAAAGGAUCUCAACUGAGCCAAAACUUUAGGAGGAGGUGUAAAAUCAGCCCCAAAGGGCUAUUCACUUAUCCAGCAGAUGCUAGUGGAACAAUGCAUUGGAUCUCAGAGGCUCAUAGGAACCAUUGGCAUGUGCUACUUGAUGCAUCUGCCUAUGUAGUUGGAAAGGAUCGAUUCCAUCUCGCGCUUCACCGCCCUGAUUUUGUGAUCUGUAGUCUUGACAACAACACUCAUUCCAACAACACUCAUUCUAAUCCUUCAAGAAUAACCUGUCUUUUAAUCAGAAAGGAAUCCUUUGACACCUCAGCCGCUUCGUCUCAGGUAGUUGAAUGA
This is a messenger RNA of Lathyrus sativus (Indian pea), 1107 nucleotides long. NCBI's taxonomy places the organism in Eukaryota, Viridiplantae, Streptophyta, Magnoliopsida, Fabales, Fabaceae. The record is from the annotation of a GenBank genome assembly.